AUGAUGAAUUUCAUAGACAAUUCAAUUGCAUGUACGGGAUGUCGUAUGAGACGUAAAAAAUGUGAUAAAGGGAAACCAAUAUGUUCUGGUUGUAUUGCAUUAGAUGUCCCAAAAGAACUUUGUAUUUAUCCAGAAGAAAGAACUCAAUAUAGAGGAAAACAACCAAGAGAAUAUAUUAAAGGAUUGAGAAACCAGAAUAAAAUAUUGCUAAAAGAACAAUUAAUUCAUAAACAUAAAUUUCAAGAUUGUUUUUUAAAAAAUUUCCAAUUUGAAAAUUAUGUUCAUUUACCUGUUCAAAAUAAAUCUAAUGUGGAUUUUAUAUUGAGAGAUCCUGAACAAGAUGAAUCUAUUAAUUGGGGGCAUGCUGGUAUGCUAAGUUAUCAUGCUUUACUUCAAAGUGAACCUUUGAUAUACAAAGCUAAUAAUAAAUUGAAUCAAUUCAUUCAAAUGGAAAAAAUACAUUAUUUCCAAAAUAAACCAAAAUCUGAAAUUGAUAUUCAAUAUAAUACCAAAUUAAAUUCAAUAAGAAAUAAAGUUACGGAAAUGUGUCUGGGAUUGAAAGAAGUUGAUGAAUCGGUUCUUUAUGAAGUUUUAUAUGCAGCUGCAGAUUUCUUGCCAAAUUAUACUACUGUUAAAUCAUUAUUUAUGAAAUAUUUCGAAUAUAAUUCACAAAGAGCUCUGGGAUUUGAUGAAGAAAAAGCCUUCCAGGAUUUUAAUUCAUUAUUUAAACAAGGUCCUCAAGGUGAAUUAGAACUGAUUUUGAAACCAACAGAUUCUGUGGCAAUUUAUUAUAAUAAAUUAGCUAUAACUUUGGUUAUUAUUUCAUAUCCAAUCUUAUUUCAAUAUUAUUCAUUACCUAACACAAAAAUAACAAUAAAUGAAAUAACCACUGAGUUGAAAAAUUAUAAUCCGAUUUCAUUAUUCGCAUAUAUUGAAAUUUUGGUUUUCACAGCUUCAUGUUUCCAAAACCCUAAACAUGAAAAAAUCUUAUGUACACCAACAAUUUUACAAGCUAUUUCACAAAUUAGAUAUUUUGAAUUUUAUUUCCCUCAUGGGAAGGCAGAUGAAGAAGAUACAAGUUUUAAUUCAUCAUUAGUUGCCAAAAUUGAAUGUACUUUUUUAAAAUCAAUGGAAUUGAAUAAAAAUAUUGAUCAAGUUUUUUCAAUGUUACCUUCACCAACUAUAGAUAAUUUGAAAACAUUAUAUCUUUAUAUGUUAAUUGUGGAUUUAAGAGAAAGCUUUGAUCUUGGAUUACCAUCAAAAUUCAAAUAUAAAGAAUUGAUUAAAUAUCAAUUCAAUAACCCGGAAAGAACAAAUCUUAUGAAUUGUUUAAUUAUGUGUUUUAGAGUUGUGGAAAGAUUCCAUAAAUUUGAAACUUUGUUCACGUUGGAAAAUCCUUGUGAUACAAUUGAAAUGGAUUUUAUUUAUGAAUUACAAGUUAUUUUACAAAUUGAAUUUCCCAAGUUGAGUGAAUUGAUUAUAGAAUUUCAGAAAUUAGAUCUACUCACAUUGACAGCAUCAGAUUUAUUAACUUUUACCAAUAAAUUUCAAAUGAUUUUUUGUAUUUAUACAAUGAUUAUCACAUUAUAUUCAAUAUGCAUAAGGAAAACUAACCAAUUUGAUCAUGGAAAUCAUGCCAGUUUGAACAAAUAUAAAAUCUUAAGCUUGAAAUAUUCAUUCUUAUUAAACCAUGCUACUGUGGAGAUUUUAAAAACUUUCCAAAGAAUUAUAAAUUCCAAGAAAUGUGAAUCUUUGGACCCAAUUGAACCUUUCAUAAGAUUUUCAAAUUAUUUAAGAUUUAGUAUGAAAAGAACUGGUGUGAUAAUUAUUGCUAGAAUGUUUGAAUUUUCUCCAUUCACAGAAGAUGAUGUAUUAUCGAAAAUUGAUCAAGAUUAUUCAUGGUUUAAUAAAUUGAAUUUUAAUCAAAUUGAAAUAUUACAAAAAGCAACAACAGGACCACAUUUCAAAAUUGAAGAUUUGGAAGAUAUACGAAUUGAUAGAACUCCUGAUGAAUUAUUUAUGAAAUUUAAAUAUUUUCUAGAUUAUAAAUAUCUAACACUGAGUGUUUUCAAAAUUAUGAAUGAAAUUGGUGAAUCAUUAAUCAAUACAAGAUAUGAUUUACAAUAUAUAAUUCAAAAUAAUUAUAUAUAUUCAAGGAUGUGCAAGUUGACAAUUUUUCUAAUAAAUAUGAUGGGGUUUAAUAAUGAAUUGUGGGUUACUUCUAGUACAAAGAGUGACAAUGGGUUAUAUAAAUAUACUCCAAUUAAUCAAAAUGAUGAAUCAAAAUAUGAGUUUUAUAUACCGGAAUUGAUCCAUGAUUCUUCAUGGGGUAGGAAAAGUUAUGAUGAAUGGUUUGGAAAUGAGAAGUAA
Molecule: messenger RNA, 2370 nt
Organism: Hansenula ciferrii
Lineage: Eukaryota; Fungi; Ascomycota; Saccharomycetes; Phaffomycetales; Wickerhamomycetaceae
Product: Zn(II)2Cys6 transcription factor domain-containing protein
Exons: 1
Coding region: 1-2370 (789 amino acids)
Biological process (GO): regulation of DNA-templated transcription
Molecular function (GO): zinc ion binding; DNA-binding transcription factor activity, RNA polymerase II-specific
Source: RefSeq, a predicted model, not a curated record